AUGACUACCAUGAAAGCUCUCGUCUCGAAUCGCAGCAUUGUCACACGACUCGUGAACGCCACGCGCUUCAAAGCCAUUGGUGGCCAGGGCGGUCGCGUCCAAGACAAUGUAACCAUCCCCAGCAUCAACCCCAACGAAAUCCUCGUCAAAGUCAAAGCCGUAGCCCUCAACCCGACAGACUUUAAACAUCUCGACAUCAUCUCUCCCCCCAACUCGAUCAUCGGAUGCGAUUACGCAGGUGUUGUUCAUCAAGUAGGAGAUUCUGUCAACGAUAGAUGGAAAAUUGGCGAUCGUGUUGCUGGCGCUGUGCAUGGCGGGCUGUAUCCUGAUAAGGGCGCUUUUGCCGAGUAUUUGAAGAUUGAUGCGGAUCUGGCAUGGAAAGUACCUGAGGGCAUCAGUGAUACUGAGGCAACUACAUAUGGUGUCUCUGCUGUGACGGCUAUGCUGGUCCUGAAUGUCCUCCACAGGGUUCCCUUCGUGGACACAAAGCCUUUGUCUCCCAAGGAUGAAGCUAUAUUCAUUUACGCUGGGUCAACCAGCGCAGGCCUAUACAAUAUCCAACUGGCAAAAGCAGCUGGGUACACAGCCGUCACAACUACCUCGUCACGCUCGACCCAGCUAGUGAAACAAUACGGUGCCGAUGCUGUCUUUGACUACAAUUCACCCUCCGUUGCAGAAGACAUUAUUAAAGAGUAUCCCAAGAUCACAAAAGCGGUGGAUUGCUUUUCCGAAGGCAAAUCAACGUCCGUUUGCGCCGAUGUGCUCGAGCCCAAUGGCGGUAAGGUGGUUACACUAUUGCCCAACGGCAAGUCCAGUACUCCUGGCGUGACCUACGAUCUUGUCAUGUCGUAUACAGCUAUGGGCCACGCUUUUCAGCGGCUACCGCCAAUUGGACCUAAGUUUGAAGUCAGGCCACAGGAUCGUGCCGCCCUUGUUCGCUUCUACGAGACACUACCGCAAAUUACGCACAUCCUGAAACCUAUCCCGACUAUUGAGCUGAAGAGUGGGUUCGAUGGUAUAUUUGAGGGACUGGAUAAAUUGCGGGCGGGUCAGGUAGCAGGAGGCAAGUUAGUUGUUCGGUUUAACGCGGAGGAGUAA
Molecule: messenger RNA, 1098 nt
Organism: Fusarium musae
Lineage: Eukaryota; Fungi; Ascomycota; Sordariomycetes; Hypocreales; Nectriaceae
Exons: 1
Coding region: 1-1098 (365 amino acids)
Molecular function (GO): oxidoreductase activity, acting on NAD(P)H
Source: RefSeq, a predicted model, not a curated record